Messenger RNA from Penicillium mononematosum, 639 nucleotides. RefSeq lists its product as uncharacterized. Gene Ontology annotation, molecular function: acyltransferase activity, transferring groups other than amino-acyl groups. The record is from RefSeq and is a predicted model, not a curated record. Bases 1 to 639 code for a protein of 212 amino acids. The transcript is spliced from 2 exons. Lineage: Eukaryota; Fungi; Ascomycota; Eurotiomycetes; Eurotiales; Aspergillaceae.
AUGGCAUCAAACACGAUUAACAAUGAAGUCCACGACAUAACUAUCGUGCGGGGAACAGUGGACGCCGUUCCGGCAGUCCUCCACCUUCUAGAUACCGCAGUCCGAUGGCUGGUAUCGCACGACAGAACUGGGCAGUGGGGAGCAGCACCGUUUUCUGAGAAUCCACAACGCGCCGAGCAACUCAGAGAAUUUGCAACAACUGGCCAUGGCCUUUGGCUCGCUGUCGUUGCGAAUAACACGCCCAUUCUACGUCAAAAUGGACUCUCCAGUAUAGAGCCGCAAACUAUGAACGGAGAAGCUCCUGGGGUCAUUGUAGGUGCGCUUGCUAUUGGAGAGAAGAUGCCCUAUGUGACACCUGUCUCUGAGCCGGAGCUUUACGUGCGAUUGCUAGUCACGGAUCGCCAAUGUGCUGGCAACCAGAUUGGCAAACGCCUCUUGGACCAUGCGCGUGAUCUUGCCAGCAAGGCUGGAGUCUCAUUACUACGGGUAGAUUGCUAUGCAGGUGGUGACGGCAAAUUGAUCCAAUACUAUGAGUCUCAAGGGUUUAAGAGGUUGGAAAGUUUGAACGUGGGAGGAAAAUGGCCUUGCCAAGUGCUUGCUCAACAGUUAGACGAGAUGGAAGGAGAAGAGAGACAUUGA